Exophiala bonariae is the source of this 1716-nucleotide messenger RNA. RefSeq lists its product as uncharacterized. Gene Ontology annotation, molecular function: transmembrane transporter activity. The record is from RefSeq and is a predicted model, not a curated record. NCBI's taxonomy places the organism in Eukaryota, Fungi, Ascomycota, Eurotiomycetes, Chaetothyriales, Herpotrichiellaceae. The coding region runs from base 1 to 1716 and encodes 571 amino acids. Gene Ontology annotation, cellular component: plasma membrane. Gene Ontology annotation, biological process: transmembrane transport. The transcript has a single exon.
AUGUCACAGGCUCGCCCCAGUCAAGAACAUGGUGACAACCCCGAAACCCAACCAGGAGCCCCUCACCUAGAAAGUCAACUCGAUAACGAAAAGACCGAUGACAACAAUGAGCUCCCAGACACAACGGCGGCGUAUCCCCCAACACGCAGGACCAUUGCCAUCAUGAUUCCACUUUUCCUAACCUCUUUCCUCAUUGCUUUGGACCGCCUCAUCAUUGGAGUCGCUGUGCCCAGCAUCACCGACCAAUUUCAUUCUUUGGGGGACGUCGGCUGGUACGGUUCAGCUUACCUCUUGACUUCAUGCUCAUUCAUGAUGGUCGGUGGCAAGUUAUACACGCUAUUCAAUCCAAAAUGGGUAUAUCUUGCAUCCCUUAUCGUCUUUGAACUCGGUUCAGCAGUAUGCGGCGGAGCCCCAAAUUCGAAAUCAUUAAUCGUCGGUCGUGCAAUUGCAGGUUUGGGCCAGGCUUGUCUUUUGCAGGGUGCCAUCAUCAUAAUCGUUUACGUUGUUCCACUGCAUAAGCGGCCUCAGCUCAUGGGACUGAUUGGCAUGGUCUUUGGGAUCGCCUGCGCAAUUGGACCACUGGUUGGAGGGGCCUUCACUUCUGGUCCGGGGUGGCGGUGGUGCUUUUGGAUUAAUCUUCCUUGCGGCGGAAUCGUCUUUGCUCUGUUGAUCCUCUUUCUGCAGAUACCAUCAAAGAUGCUUGAGCGGAAGCCAGAAACGUACAGAGAGAAAGUAAAGCGAAUCGAUCUUCUGGGAGCGACGUUCUUGCCCUCUUCUGUGGUCUGCUUACUUCUGGCACUUCAGUGGGGAGGCUUGGAGUAUAGCUGGUCGAAUUUCCGUGUCGUUAUUCCCCUGGUCUUCUCUGGACUCCUGUUCAUCAUGUUCACCAUCGUCCAGAAGUGGAGAGGAGAUGCAGCUCUGCUUCCUAGCCAUAUUUUCCGGAACCGUACCGUUCUUGCUGGGGCUUGGUUCUCCUUCUUCAGUGGUGCAACUCUGCAAACGUUGCUGUUUUAUUUGCCAAUCUGGUUCCAAGCCAUCAAAGGAUCCUCCCCGAUCAGAUCCGGAAUUCUAAUCUUGCCAAUGGUGAUUGGGAUAGUCGUUUCGUCACUUUCCACUGGGAUCCUGACGAAAAAACUCGGAUACUAUACUCAAUGGUUGAUACUGUCAUCGGUGUUGACUCCGAUCGGUGCGGGCUUGAUCUCAACAAUCACACCCUCCACCCCGGGAGGUACACUGAUUGGAUACCAGGCUCUCGCGGGUCUGGGAAUCGGUUUUGGAGCACAGCAGCCCUCGGUCGCAGCCCAGACCGCGCUUCCGCGCAAGGACGUCGCUAUCGGCGCAUCACUGAUGAUGUUCUGCCAAGUCCUCGGGGGCGCGGUCUUCAUCUGUGUCGGCAACAACAUCUUCCAGUCGGCGCUCGUGAGCAACUUGGCAAGUGUAGCUGGCAUCGAUCUCAUUUCCGUGGCAAAGGUGGGCGCCACGGAUCUGAGGGAUAUGGUACCGGCCGAGCUACUGCCGAACGUUCUCGUCGCAUACAAUGCUGCGUUGCGAGAUUUGUUUUACCUCGUGACCGGUCUGGCGUGUGUAAUGAUCUUCGGCGCGUUGGCUGUGGAAUGGAAGAGCGUCAAGGAUAAAAGUAAGCGCCAGACACAGAAGAAAGACCCGCAAGCUCUCGCUGAUGCAGAUGGCACCGAGGCAGCGGGCGAGAAGGCGUGA